GCGCCUGGGGAGCGCGCCUGGGAGGCUCAGGCUCAGGCUCAGACGCACGCCUCCACUGUUUGUACACAGUGCGCUCCCGGCUGUGGGCUCGCUAGCUCCCCGCCCGCUCACGCUUCAUUGUUCUCCAAGUCCGAAGCCCCGCAGCCACACGGCUAGAGCGGCACUAGCACCGCCAGCUGAGCGCACGGAGUCCGCCAGCGCGGGUGACCCAGACCGCUCGGGAGCCCGCGCCCUGCCCCGCCCGCGGUGCUCAGUCGGGACCCACCCGCAGCGGAGGCUGAGCAGGCAGCUCCCCAAAGCUCGCCCACCUCAUUGCGCUAGAACGCAGGCAAAAGGAGAAGAGAAAUUCCUCUCUUUGGUCACCCACUCUCUCUCGCCCUCUCCAAGAAUUUGUUUAAGGAAACGCUUCGGCAAGAAGACAUCUUCCUGAAUUCACUGUCAGGGGCGGGGUUGCCGGUGACCUGCGGUGCUACCUCCGCGACACUCCUGGCUACGAUCCCUGAUUAGCUGGAGUCAAGUCCGGGAGAAGGGAUCAUGAAGAGCUCGGUGGCCGCUUGGCUGUUGGUCCUGCUCAGCCUCGGUGUCCCCCACUUUUGCAAAGGUGAUAUUUGUGAUCCCAAUCCAUGUGAAAAUGGAGGUAUCUGUUUGUCAGGAUUGUCUGAAGAUUCCUUUACCUGUGAGUGCCCGGACGGCUUUACAGAUCCCAACUGUUCUAGUGUUGUGGAGGUUGCUUCAGAAGAAGAAGAACCAACUUCAGCAGGUCCCUGCAUUCCUAAUCCGUGCCAUAAUGGAGGAACCUGUGAAAUAAGUGAAGCGUAUCGAGGGGACACAUUCAUAGGCUAUGUUUGUAAAUGUCCCCGAGGAUUUAAUGGGAUUCACUGUCAGCACAACAUAAAUGAAUGUGAAGCUGAGCCAUGCAAAAAUGGUGGAAUAUGUACAGACCAUGUUGCUAACUAUUCCUGUGAGUGCCCAGGUGAAUUCAUGGGAAGAAAUUGUCAAUACAAAUGCUCGGGCCCAUUGGGAAUUGAAGGUGGAAUCAUAUCUAAUCAGCAAAUCACAGCUUCAUCUACUCACCGAGCUCUUUUUGGUCUUCAGAAGUGGUACCCCUACUACGCUCGUCUUAAUAAGAAGGGGCUUAUCAAUGCCUGGACAGCUGCAGAAAAUGACAGAUGGUCAUGGAUUCAGAUAAAUUUACAAAAAAAGAUGAGAGUCACAGGUGUGAUUACCCAAGGAGCCAAAAGGAUCGGAAGCCCAGAAUAUAUAAAAUCCUACAAAAUUGCCUAUAGUAAUGAUGGAAAGACUUGGGCGAUGUACAAAGUGAAAGGCACCAAUGAAGACAUGGUGUUCCGUGGAAAUGUUGAUAACAACACACCCUAUGCUAACUCUUUUACACCUCCCAUAAAAGCUCAGUAUGUAAGACUUUAUCCCCAAGUUUGUCGAAGACACUGUACUUUGAGAAUGGAACUUCUUGGAUGUGAACUAUCUGGCUGUUCUGAGCCUCUGGGGAUGAAAUCAGGACAUAUCCAAGACUAUCAGAUCACUGCCUCCAGCAUUUUCAGAACUCUCAAUAUGGACAUGUUCACUUGGGAGCCGAGGAAAGCUCGGCUGGACAAGCAGGGCAAAGUGAAUGCUUGGACUUCCGGCCACAAUGACCAGUCACAAUGGUUACAGGUAGAUCUUCUGGUCCCUACCAAAGUGACUGGCAUCAUUACACAGGGAGCUAAAGAUUUUGGUCAUGUACAGUUUGUAGGCUCCUACAAACUAGCUUACAGCAAUGAUGGAGAGCACUGGACUGUAUACCAGGAUGAAAAACAAAGAAAAGAUAAGGUAUUCCAGGGCAAUUUUGACAAUGAUACCCACAGGAAAAACGUCAUCGACCCUCCCAUCUAUGCUCGGCACAUAAGAAUCCUUCCUUGGUCCUGGUAUGGGAGAAUCACGCUGCGGUCGGAGCUGCUGGGCUGCACAGAGGAGGAGUGAGGAGACCCACACCUACAACCCUCCUCUCUAUUUUCCUCUUCUCUGUCUCCAUGGAAUGAACUGUGCAAAAUUUAUGGGAAAAUGAGUGGGGUUUUUCAUGAAAAAGUGCUCAAACUAUGGUAGGCCACUAACUGUUUAAGGAGGUCUAAGCCUGCCUUUUCAAUGCUUUAAUUUGAUUUUAUAAUUUAAAAUUCUUUAGUAACAUCAUAUUAACUGUAAAUGAAUUUUCUCAUAGUUUUUUUUAAUUAUUCACACUAGUUACGAAAUAUUAGGGAAAGAAAGUGGCAAGGAUAAAAAAUCUCAUAAUUAUCAAAUAAUAGCAAGAGUUGAUAGAGCUUUUAUAAUCAAUACUCAUCUAGUUCUUAUAAAAGGAAUACUGCAAUGUUAGCAAUAAGGUUUUGUUCUUUUUUUCUGUAGUGAGUCUACAUUAUCCUAGUUGUUUCCCUGUGCCUACCAAACACUGUUAGUGUUUAUAAUAGAAUUUUGAAGAUGAAUUUAUAACAUGCAGUACUAAUUAAUAUUAUCAUUCUCAUUCUACUUUUAUUUCUAAUUAGAUGUUAUGUGAUUUUUUGUUCUGUUUUAUAGUCUUUAUAUUGUAUAUUGCUUGAAUGAGUUGAUAUUUUGAGUUUUUAUUAUUUGCCUAACAUUAGUAUCAUAUUUGCUUAUAUAUGAAACAUAUUUGAAAACUGGUAGAUUGAUCAUAAUUAAUAUCAAUAGAUUGAAUCUAAAAUUCUAUUUUUGAAGGAAGCUAUGACUAUGUAAAUUCCAAAUAUUUCGAAGGAACCCACACUACCAUUUAAAAAAAAGAACUAAAUUGUAUUAUGUUCCUUUAAACCAAAAUUUUAUCUUCAUUUUGAUGAUAUUUAUAUGUCCUUAUCUUUAUUUUAACAUAAUAGAAUGACAAAGGCUUUGUUUUUCUAUUUUAAUUUUUUUAUUUAACAAACAAAUGUUAACUUAGCACUGCAUAGCUUGGCCGAACCUACUCAUUAUUUCUUUGUUUAUCUCUGCACUUUCUGUGAAACCAGAAUUUCAUUAGGAUUUGAAAUUGGUGAUGGUUUCCCAGGAAAGCCCAUUGUAUAGUUAUUUGUGAGAAGAAAAGUACUUACUAAUGACAAAGUAGUAACCAUUUUCAAGAUGAAAAUUGAUUUCUAUUUAUUUUGCUUCAAAGUUUCUGAAAAAACAAGCAAUUAUCAUAACAAUUUGUUAUUGAUGAUGGAGGUUUCAUUGACAUGUUUCUCAAAUUGAAGUUCACACUGCUUCCAUACAAGUCUUCAGUAUCUAAUAUGUAAGCUUUACAAUUAUAUAUUUUAUAAGGCUUAGACACAGAAUUGUUGGAGUUUAAAAUUAGGGGUUCUGGAGAAGAAAGCAUGGGAUGUGUACAAAACGUUGCGGUCCUGUGCAACACUACUAAGUCUUUUUUUCUUUCAUUAUUUGUGCUACAUAACAAAAGCCACUAGACUGUUACUGUCUUGUUUGUCUACGUGUUAUUAGCAUUCCUUAACAAUGUGUGUAUGGCGUGGUCUUCAAGUACAGUAAAGAAUUUAAAGAGAAAGUCAAUCAUAAUGGUAUUUUUAAUAACAGCAAAAUCAAAGUAGUAUGUAGCUUUUGUGUCACUUGUAUCCGUGACAUCAAAGUGCAGCAAAUUUACUGUUUAAAUUCAUACUGAAACAAGUAAAAUCUUGUAAGCAGAAUACACAGUUUUCCCCAGUCUUCACUACACUGAGUAACUAUAAUAUACUAAUUUUAUAAUCUAUGAAAUUCAAAUGUUAAACACUUCUAUUUUAUCUGUUUUAUUAAAAGUAUUUAUCAUAGUUACUAAUUCUAAUUUUAGGGUUGACUUUCUCUUUCUGAAUGACUUCCUAAGGAUUGGUGUGAAUUUUGAAGAAUUAGGAUACUAAUGAUUGUAUCUUUGGUAGUCGACAGAGUAUGAAAUAGAAUACCGCUGGCGUCUGAUGUGUCAGUACAGAAGUAACUAAGAUGCAAAUAACCUUUGCAAACAUUCAAGCCGUGUGAUAUCCCAAUGUUGUUGUUUUUUUUUUCUUUGUAUAUAUACUUAUACCAUGUAGGCUGUUGUAAAAUCAAUAUGACCUUGUCCAGUCUUCAAACUUAAAAUAAAACUUUUGAAAAUCUGGGGUAAUUUUCAAGCAGUUGUAAUUAAACACAUUUGUAAGAAUAUACAAAUUGUCUGAAUGUGAAUGCUCAUUAGUCUUUAACUAGUUGCUUAGUUUAAUUAUUUUUUGGUACAAGACAGUUUAAAAAUACAGAAAAAAAUAAAUUACAAAUAGCCUACAAAUAUAUAUUAACACCAGCAAAAUUGGCUAUCCAAAAUUAUUAAAAUGGUGUAUUUCUCUCUGCUCCUUUUAGCUGUGGAAAUUUUACUGAAAUUCUACUAAUCCAAAAUCAUUUCUUAACCUAAUGUAUAUGCAAAGUACUGUGUUCCAGGAUGGGUCUGCUUAUUGUUAAUCAGAUGUUAUUUCUAUUGUUUUUUUAAGUAGUUGAUUCUCAGUAGUAUAAUGAAGAGAUCCAGUCAAACAAGCAUUAGUAGGUAUUUACUCAUGUAACUUCAGCGACCAUUAAAAAAAAUCAUAACACUUGGCUUCUUCAUAAACCCUGUUUCUGCCACUCUGGAAGUCACUGGUAAAAUAUUAAGUCUGUGUACUUUCUACAUUUCAGAUAUUUUCUUAGAAUUUAAAAAAGAAAAAAACCUCAAGAUAUUAAGUGUGACUCUUUAGUUUAGCUUCAGUGGAUUUCUGAUUGUUCUUAGUACUAACUUGUUAUAUGUGUUUAUAUUUCCAUACUUGUUCCUGCAUAACUGCAUUUUAAUGUGAAAGGUUCAGUGGGGUUCCAUUGCUUGCCUAACCUUUGCACACACAAAAAUAUAUAGAAAUAUGCUUUUACUAAAUAAAAACAAUUAUAUGUAUUUUUAACAAGACCAGUAAAGAAUCAUGACAACAUAUAUACAGAGUAAACAUUCAUUGUGAUAGCAGAAUCAUUGUUCAACAAAAAAUUUUCAACUAUAAAACUUCUAUAAUUAUUGAUUCAAGAUGUAAAAAUAAUAGAAACACUCAGAAUUUCAAGGAUGAACGUCUGACCAUAUUGAAACUUGUUUUUAAAAAUCUAUUAGAUAACUUCAUGCAUGGAAAAUAUUCUUUGUAUAACUAACAAUUUAUAACAUCUAUCACUUCAGCUUUGAAUACACAAUGUUG
Phyllostomus hastatus (greater spear-nosed bat) is the source of this 5183-nucleotide messenger RNA. It is a transcript of the gene EDIL3, whose product is annotated as EGF like repeats and discoidin domains 3. Bases 535 to 1977 code for a protein of 480 amino acids. Gene Ontology annotation, molecular function: calcium ion binding. NCBI's taxonomy places the organism in Eukaryota, Metazoa, Chordata, Mammalia, Chiroptera, Phyllostomidae. The transcript is spliced from 11 exons. The record is from RefSeq and is a predicted model, not a curated record.